AACACUCUUAUUAGACUCGACUGUAUGUAACGAACAUCGUGCCCUGUCAAAUCAAUGGCGCUGUUUCCAAUGAGACGAAAGGGUCAACAUAAGUGCUGAAAAACAUACUAAAAUGGGACAUUUGUUCAUUUUCAAGGCCAGAACCUGUUAAUAUAAAUGUAUCGGGCUUGCUGUACGGGGGCGCGUGUGCUUUAAGCGGUUCUCCGGUCCCGGGCGCUCCGGACACCCACGUCAGCAAAACGUUUUUCCAGCACAAACGGGUUUCGGUCUUUCGGGCAAAGCAGGAAGUGAAAGCCGUUCGCCCUGAUACCAAAGCUGGAGAAAUACAUCCAAAGUAGGCAGAGAAAUGGAGAUGGUUUGUGAAAGUGGUACAUGUCGACCGUACAGGAGUUCGGGUGACGCGGGGCAUCUGCCUGUUCACAAAUGGACCAGUGCUGAUAUGUCAGCCAUUCACCAGAGCUGUUUGCUAAAGCAGCUGGACCAGCAACGACAGCAGGAAUUGUUCUGUGACUGCAGUGUGCUGGUGGAGGGUCAGAUUUUCCGUGCACACCGUAACGUCCUGUACGGCAGCAGUGGAUAUUUCAGGAUGUUGCUGUCUCAAGGAGCUAAAGACACUCUAGAGUCUGUAAAUGCUUCUUUUGAUGUCUUCAGCCCUGAGAUCUUUGCCAUCAUCCUGGACUUCAUUUACUCUGGUCAGCUGGAGCUCAAUAGCUCUAAUGUAAUAGAAGUGAUGUCAGCCGCUAGCUACCUGCAGAUGAAUGACGUCAUUUCCUACUGCAAGGCCUUCAUUAAAUCUUUCCUUGAGAUCAGCACAAAAGAGGACGAUGAGAGUCGGUAUUUGUGUCUGUCAGACAGCAGUCCACUUCAGGACAGACGUGAGAAUGUCAUCGAGCCGUCCAACAUGUGUGACGAAAGCAUGAGCUCUCAGACCAGACUCUGGGAUCAACCAGAGGAGGAUCAGACACAGGAAGACUUCAGUGGAACAAGCCCACAGCCAUCAGGGCUUCAGCAGAACUCUCCUCCACAGUCCAGUCUGGAGGCGCAAAUGGAGGAGGAGCAGUUCAGCUCUGUGCUCUCUGAACGCAGAAGAAGAGGAAGCAGGAAAAGGACUGCCAGCAUUCGCUUGGUAACAGAAGACACUUCUCUCAUUGACCUGCAGGGGGUGGUAUCACACUGCUCUCAGAAAGCAGACGAACUGUACGCCAACCUUCCGUCAAUUGUUGGGGUAGUUGGGGUGUUUAAUAAAGAUUCCACUCCCUCUAUGCGUUACAAAUGUCCAUUCUGCACGCACACAGUAAAGAGAAAAGCCGACUUGAAGCGUCACCUCCGCUGUCACACAGGUGAGCGUCCUUAUCCCUGUCAGGCCUGCAGCAAACGUUUCACUCGCCUGGAACACCUGCGCAGCCAUUUUGAGACGACCAUUGUUCCCACUGAGGUAAAGAUCCAUCUGAUUGAUAUGCUCUCAGAAGCAGGACUUCCUGUCAUUGAGGCCACAAGUUUUGUUUCACCUAAAUGGGUCCCUCAGAUGGCUGAUCAAGAGGAAGUGAUGUGUGGCCUCCACAAGAAACCUGGUGUGAACUACCCCGUUCUGACCCCUAAUCUGAAGGGAUUCCAGGCUGCUAUGAAGGCUGGUGCAAAAGAGGUAGCAAUAUUUGGUGCUGCAUCAGAGCUCUUCAGUCAGAAGAACAUAAACUGUUCAGUGGAUGAGAGUCUUGUGCGCUUUGAGGAGGUGAUGAGAGCAGCCAAACAAGAGGGAGUUCCUGUGAGAGGCUAUGUGUCAUGUGUGCUGGGUUGUCCAUAUGAAGGGAAGGUAUCACCAAACAAAGUGGCAGAGGUUGCUAAACGACUGUAUUCCAUGGGCUGCUAUGAGAUUUCACUUGGUGAUACUAUCGGAGUGGGCACUCCAGGUGGCAUGACAGAGAUGUUGGAUGCCGUGAAGAAAGAGGUUCCCGUGGAGGCUUUAGCAGUUCACUGUCAUGACACUUACGGACAAGCACUUGCUAACAUACUUGUAGCAUUACAGAAUGGCGUAAGUGUUGUGGACUCAUCCGUUGCAGGGCUGGGCGGCUGCCCUUAUGCCCAGGGGGCUUCUGGGAAUGUUGCAACCGAAGAUGUGGUCUAUAUGCUGCAUGGACUGGGAAUCCAUACUGGAGUGGACCUGCCCAAACUGUUGGCCGCUGGCUCAUACAUCUGUCAUUCACUCAACAGAAGGACAAAUUCAAAAGUAGCUCAGGCCUCCUGCAAGCUCUGAAGUCUUCUUUCUCUUUAUAGUGAUUAUAGUCCCUGGUAUGAUGACAUUACUCUUUUGGAGGUCACUAUACGUUACCCCUUAGUAUGCAGUGAAAUCUCUUAAUUUAUAGUAUCUUUGAAAUAAAUAUCUCUAAACACAGUGGAGCUGGACAUUGGGGAUGAGCGCAUCCGUUCUCUACUGUGAAUGUAUGAAUGAAGCUAGUGAUGAAAUGGGCGCUUGUGAGCUCGUAUCACCCAAUAUUCACAACCAGAUGGACCCAAACUGUUCUCUAGUGCCUUGAUUUCUGAUGACAGGCAGCAUUUGAAAACUACAGUGUAUAUGUAUAUUUCUAAUUAAUUAAUUCAAUAUUUACAUAGUGCUGAAGCAAGAUCGUUUGUUGCCUAAAGGCAAUAAAUGCCAGAACGGGACAGAAUUUGACUUUGCAGAAUAUUAUGAAUCAUAUCUAGAUGCAAAUGUCUUGCUAGUUAGACUGCAUCACAUUACUAAUCUUGAUUAGUAUAUUUCUUUGCUAAUGUAUCAUAGAAUGAGACGUCACAAAUGGUUUUAUAUCUGAUAUCCCCAUACUUGUGUUGGUGUGCUUUGACUCAUUUUGAGACGGAAAUAUCUGUCUUUACCAGACAAAUGCAUUACUAAACUGGUUUUCAUAACAAACCCAUUAUAAUGAAAAGAUUUCACGGAACUUCAGAUACCAAAAUAAUGCACCAUUAUGACUACUUACUGAUUUUGUUUCUUUCCAGGAAAAAAAGAAUAAUUUGAGUGCUUUCUCUGUGCUAAGGAAAAUCCCUUUUCAUUUCCUUUCAUUUAUUGUUGAGACAUGUCUUGUGGGUUACAACAGCUUAUUAUUGUUUGUCUUUGUGUUGAUAACUGACAUUGUUGAAUUAUUAUUAUUAUUUUAUUUUUUUUGCUUCAGAGUUUUUUUGUAUUUAAUAAGAGAUUAUUACUUUCACACUUUUUAAUGUGAAUUAUGGUGUUCUUAUGCAGUGUGCCAAACUUCUCUUUCAGGUUUACUUUUACCGGUUAUGCUGACAAUUGAACUUUUCAUAACAGUAACAAAGGUAAAACUGGAUCCUUCUGACCAAGAGGAAAGUAACAAUUUCAGUUACAAGAAGUACUUCUGUUAUCUGUUGAAGGCCGAUUAACUGGAUCAACAAGUUUUACGCAUUAUGUUUGACAUCAUUCACGCACCCUCAAUGCAUUUUACAAACUCAUACAUGACUAGGAAAAAAAGUUAUUUAGAAGUGAAUAAUAGCUUUUGUACUUUGAUCAGGAAGUAAUGUUCUGUUAAUGCAAGGCUGUGCAUGUACAUAUUUGCUUAUUUUGAAGAACAAUUUUAUAAAAAGUAUCUAUAAAUAUCUUUUUAUGAACUAAUAAGCUAUACUUUGAGUAAGCAUUACGAUACAUUUCAGAGAUUUUGAUCCAUUCAAAAUUCCACAGUGAACUGUUUGGAAAGCAAUUGCUGAUUUGGAGCUCAGGAAACAUUUCUUAUCACAGUUGAAAACAGUUCAGUGUCUUUUGCAAACCAUGUUAAGUAUUUUAACAAUUUUUGAU
This is a messenger RNA of Sinocyclocheilus anshuiensis, 3799 nucleotides long. Its product is annotated as zinc finger and BTB domain-containing protein 8A-like. Lineage: Eukaryota; Metazoa; Chordata; Actinopteri; Cypriniformes; Cyprinidae. The transcript has 10 exons. Bases 347 to 2251 code for a protein of 634 amino acids. The record is from RefSeq and is a predicted model, not a curated record. Gene Ontology annotation, molecular function: hydroxymethylglutaryl-CoA lyase activity; protein binding. Gene Ontology annotation, biological process: L-leucine catabolic process; ketone body biosynthetic process.